This is a messenger RNA of Trematomus bernacchii (emerald rockcod), 919 nucleotides long. RefSeq names its product nuclear GTPase SLIP-GC-like. NCBI's taxonomy places the organism in Eukaryota, Metazoa, Chordata, Actinopteri, Perciformes, Nototheniidae. The transcript is spliced from 7 exons. Gene Ontology annotation, molecular function: GTPase activity. The coding region runs from base 1 to 624 and encodes 207 amino acids. The record is from RefSeq and is a predicted model, not a curated record.
AUGUUAGUUCCCGCCAUCUGUGUCGGAAAAAAGGCUGAAGACUUAUCUGCAGAAUUGGUCAAAUACACUGGAAGUGAGUCAAAAGAGGAAGAUGCUAAAGACGUGAAGAAGUACUAUUGGCUACUGGUGAAGUGUGUGACUGUCAGGGGGCCGAAGAAGGGUCUUCUCCAGCACGUCACACUUGUGGAUCUUCCUGGAAACCGGGACCGUAACAAGACCAGAGACACAAUGUGGAAAAAGGUUGUUGGAAGUUGUUCUACUGUGUGGAUUGUGGCUGAGAUCAAUCGAGCAGCUUCUGAAAAAGAAUCCUGGGAGAUCCUGGAAGAAUCCUGCAGCCUCAUGGGAAAUGGUCACGAGUGUCAGCAGAUUAAUUUGAUCUGCACCAAGUCUGAUAGUCUUGGAGGUUCAGAUGAUCAGUCAGCAGCUGAUGUUCGUGCUCUGAUACUAAAACAAAACGAGCAAGCCAAGAUAGACGUGAAGGCAGAAUUCAGCAAACUAAAAGACGUUAAGGAAUUCCUGCAAGAUCUCAACGACUGGCAGACAUGGAACUAUGUGUCUGGAGCUCUGGGGGUUCUCUCUCUGAUUCAGGCAGCCAGCAGCAGAGAGAGAGGAACAUCAAGCUGACAUAAAGACGGCUGUGUCCAUAGGACUUGAAGAGAAGCUGAGUCAUGAACUUGAUCAAGUCAGGGAACCCAUGGACCCUUAUGGCUUUUGAAAGAUGUCUCAGUGGGGGGGUUAAAACAUCAAAGAGUUCAUGUGAAGAAGUCUUAAAGUCGGUCCUUUAUCCUACAAAGAAAGGUGGUGCACUUCACAGGUCACUGAAGUGUGGAGUUGAGAAUGGUGGCAUCCACAAACCAAGAGAAGGGGAAUGAAGAAACAUCAACAUGAAGCUAACUUCAUGUUUGACUGACAGCAUUGA